This is a messenger RNA of Cottoperca gobio, 3251 nucleotides long. Its product is annotated as B-cell receptor CD22-like. The record is from RefSeq and is a predicted model, not a curated record. Bases 609 to 2000 code for a protein of 463 amino acids. NCBI's taxonomy places the organism in Eukaryota, Metazoa, Chordata, Actinopteri, Perciformes, Bovichtidae. The transcript is spliced from 9 exons.
GUCUGCAGUAACGAUGGAAGCAGGUUUGUAGUUUGUUUUAUGGAGUACAACUCCUACUUCAGAAGUUAUUAAGAAUUACAACCUCAACUCCUCCAGACGCUCAAACAGGAAGCUGUGAGGAGCUGAUGACGCCGACCCCAUCUGUACAUCUCAACACUAAACUCUUCCUCUGCACACUAACCUGCAGAGAGCCUUGAGGUAAAGUAGUCCUCCGCUGUCAGGCAACACUAUGGGAAGGAAAAAGUGGUUAAAAUGUGUUUUCUUCAAAUUGUCCUUAAGAAAAGUGUGAGAGGUUCUUCAGGGUCACACAAAGACUCUCACUGUCAUUUCCACAAACGUCAGACAACAGUAAGAAGCAUUUCUUCAUUUCAACUCGGGGAUGUACACCCAGUCGUCAGCUCAUGCAUAUUAAUAAUGUAAAGAGGAAGCGAGUCAGGCUGGUUUAGACUGUUUGAAAUCUAUGUAACACAACGGUACCAACCACAGAAGAACACACCGUCUUCAAAGACUUCAUCCUCACUUUUGAUGUUGACAUGUUUAUAGUAAUUUACUGAGACAGUAUUUCUCGUGUGUGUGAUCGACCUGCUGAUUCGACGUGAGGAGCAGCGAUGAGUUUCACUGCAGCAGCGAGUGGACUUGUUGUCUUCCUUCUCUCUGUACAAGUGAUACAGGGUCAGAGUGGCUGGGGGGUGACUUACACCUCUACUGAGAUCUGUGCUGUAACAGGAUCAACAGUGGUCAUGAGCUGCAGCUACAGAUACCCAUCCAGCAGGACUUACUAUGUUGAGAGAACAUUCUGGUUUACUAAAGAGAAAGAUGGUGAACCUGUAGAUCUGAGAUCAGACUCACAGUAUGCAGGUCGUGUUCAGUACAGUGAUUCUAACAACUUCUGCACUCUGAGAAUCAGAGACGUGAGAGAGAGCGACUCAGCUGACUACAAGUUCAGCAUCAUAACAACCCAUCCAGGUGGAAGUUUUACUGGAUCACCUGGAGUCACUUUGUCUGUCACAGAUCCAGAUCUCCAGGUGCAGGUGAGCAGAUCAGGUAACUGGGUACACCUGAAGUGUCACAGCAGCUGUGUUCUUCGUGAUGGUCGUUACCUCUGGUACAAGAACGGACAGAAGAUACAGUCAGAAACAUCUUCUUCUUAUUAUUAUUCUUAUUAUUAUUAUUCAGUCAACUUUAAUGCUCCAGACGACUACUCCUGUGCUGUGAGAGGAAAUGAGAAUCGGCGUUCUCCUUCAGUGUAUGGUCCAAAGCUUCCCUCUGUGUCAGUGAGUCCCUCUGCUGAGAUAGAGGAGGGCCGUUCAGUGACUCUGAGCUGUAGCAGUGAUGCUAACCCAGCAGCUAACUAUACCUGGUACAAGGAGAAUGGGAACCUCAAACCUCUUAGUGAAGAUCCACAGCUCGUCUUCAGCUCCCUCCGGUCCUCUGACUCUGGACAGUAUCAGUGUACAGUCUAUAACAAGCUGGGGAUGAAGACGUCUAAAAGCAUCUCUAUUGAUGUGAAAUAUGGUCCAAAGCUUCCCUCUGUGUCAGUGAGUCCCUCUGCUGAGAUAGAGGAGGGCAGUUCAGUGACUCUGAGCUGUAGCAGUGAUGCUAACCCAGCAGCUAACUAUACCUGGUACAAGGAGGAUGAAGACUCACCAAAAGAAUCAGGACAGAACUUCACCAUCACUGACUUCAGAUCUGAACACAGUGGGAAUUAUUGCUGUGUAGCUCAGAACAGCAGAGGACGUCGUGACUCCACCUUACAGCUGACUGUUGGGGCAGGGAAUUCAAGAAUAACAAUGACUAUCAUCAGGUCGACUCUGGUGGUCUUGCUGCUGAUUUAUGUGAUUCUCCUGAAUCUGUGGACGAGGAAGAAGAAAGCUCUGAGCUCCACCACUGAAGCACAUGAUCCUGUAGAGAUAGAGUUGGACUCUUGUCCUGAGUAUGAGAACGUCUCAGAUACUGCAGCACAGACAGAAGACACAGAGGAGCAGGAAGACCUGGUGUGAAGUCCAGUCAGGUCAGAGCCUCCUGCUCAAACCAGAGGGAGACUCACCUGGAUGGAAGAAGCACUGAAGUGGAUACAUUUUCCUUGAACACGGAAAGUUUCUUGUUAUUUUUCAGUAGCAGCAGCAGGAAGGAGUCAGCAACAUGUAGCAGAAGAUUUAAAAUGCAAUGAGUAGAAUGCAAGCUUGCUUAUAUUGUACAUGCAGAAAUAUAAUGACAAUGUUCGUGAAUACCCUCAUUUCAUAAUGAUAUUUAACAAUAAAAUAUUUGCAUACAAGACUGUAAGUGAAGGGAAAUUAUUCUAGUCACCCCUCCGAUCACUAUGUCGAUAGUAGAGCCACGUCUUGCUUAGUUGCACAAUAUUUCACAAGCAGCACUGAUGUUGCAAAUCGUCUCAGGAAAUAGGCGCACUAUGAACAUAUGUCUAUAAUAAUCCAGUCAUAAUUAAUCCAGUUAUGAUCAAAUGUAUUUUGCUUGUUGUAAUGAAGCUGAGAAACGGGGCACGGCGAUGAAGAUGUGUAAAAGUAACUAAAGCUGUAAGACAAAUGUAAUAGAGUAGAAGUAUAACGGUGUAUAACAUGAAAAUACUCAAGUAAAGUAAAAGUACUUUGAAUUUGGACCAAAGUGCAGCACUUGAUUUAGUUAAUUUCCCACAACUGCAGGACUUCAUUUCAAUAACUGAUUCCGUUUUAUAAGUAACGGGACGUGAAGUAAAGUGUGAAUAUUAUGGAGCUCUGCUGGUGAGCAGCAGGUAUUACAACAACAGAAACACGAAUGUGGAGCCUCAGGAUCUCAGCGCUUUAAAUCUUUUUACCCUGCAGAUAGUUUAAUAAAAUACUGAUGCUGUUGUAUACCCACACGGGACAACAUGUUUUGCUGUUUAACUUCAAUUAAAUAAACUUCAACAUUGAUUGUUUGUUUUUUCUUGUAAAAUGUUUUGACCACUUUUCCACAAAAUGUUGUUAAGAUAAAGUAUAUAAUGAACAAUGUGUUAGUCAUUAAGUUUACCUUAGUGCCCGAUUAUGAUCCAUACCAUAUGUGCAUAAACAAGAUAUUGUCUUGACAUGACUGACAUGGACUCCAUGCUCUAAUGAAGUUAAGGGAACCCUUUAGUGAUCAUGAGGAAGUGACCUUCACAUCUGUUUUAGAUUAUUUUGGUGUCAUGAGUUGGGACACUACGCGGUUGUGCUUGGAAGCAGGUAGUGUUCUCAUUAUUAUUGUUUGUACAACGAAAUAAUAAUGAAUCAACUGUA